AUGCCUGAAGAGAGAAUUGGUCAACUAGAAGACGUUCACUCUCUUUGCUACAACUUCACCGUCCAUCCUAAGCCCAGACCUGGACAACCAUGGUGUGUGGUUCAAGGCCAGGUGGAUGGAAAGGUUUUUCUCUCCUAUGAUUGUGGUGGUGCUAAGAUCCAAUCCAUGAGUCCCCUGGGUGAAGAGGUGAAAGCCACAAAGGCCGAACAAGGGCAGAUGGAAACAUUCAAAGACGUCGGGGACUUGCCCAAGGAGCAGCUGCCUGAUGUUACCCCGGAGAAACACACGGCCAGGGGUGAGUUAGAAAGUCCAAGGCAGGAUGACAUGGGGUGUGAAGACGAUGGAGGCACCAGUGGAUCCUGACAGUUUGGCUUCAAUGGAUGGAUGUGGUUCCUCUUUGAUUCAGAGAAUGGACAGCGGACAGUGGUUCAUUCUGGAAGCAGACAGAUGAAAGAGAAGUGGGAGAAUGACACAGCUGUGACCAAGUUCUUCAAGAAGACCUCCAUGGGAGACUGUAGGGCCUGGCUUCAGGAUUUCUUGGUGCACUGGGAGAAAAUGUUGAAGACAACGGCAUCACCAACCAGACCCCCCAAAGCCCAGUCCAGGGCCACAGCCAUCAAGCCCAUCACUUGGGUCCUCCCCGUGGUCCUCUCCUGGUCCGUCAUAACUGGCAUCCUGGGUGGAGUCCUCUAUAAGAACAGGUACUGA
Messenger RNA from Delphinapterus leucas (beluga whale), 708 nucleotides. RefSeq names its product UL16-binding protein 3-like. Gene Ontology annotation, cellular component: external side of plasma membrane. Gene Ontology annotation, biological process: immune response; positive regulation of T cell mediated cytotoxicity; antigen processing and presentation of endogenous peptide antigen via MHC class Ib. NCBI's taxonomy places the organism in Eukaryota, Metazoa, Chordata, Mammalia, Artiodactyla, Monodontidae. The record is from RefSeq and is a predicted model, not a curated record.